Sphenostylis stenocarpa is the source of this 1254-nucleotide messenger RNA. Lineage: Eukaryota; Viridiplantae; Streptophyta; Magnoliopsida; Fabales; Fabaceae. The record is from the annotation of a GenBank genome assembly.
AUGCAUCAGUCGAAUGGCUCCGAUUCCUCGUUGCAGUCGCAGUCCACGGAGCAGAACGUGCCGCGGCAGCCGGCAGCGUCUCCGGCGGUGGCGCGGCCGCAGCAGUGGCUUCCGAUGCAGUAUCCGGCGGCCAUGGUAAUGCCGCAUCACAUGCUUCCGCCACAGCACUACGCAGCACAGCCGUACUUGCCUUUCCACCACCACCACCAGUACGCGCCGCCGCACGUCCCGCACCAGCACCAGAACGGAUCCGGCGGCGAGAACAAAACCGUCUGGAUCGGCGAUUUGCAUCACUGGAUGGACGAGAACUAUCUUCAUCGCUGUUUCGCUUCCACCGGCGAGAUUUCCUCCAUCAAGGUUAUUCGCAAUAAGCAAACUGGCCUAUCAGAGGGUUAUGGAUUUGUGGAGUUCUAUUCACAUGCUACAGCAGAGAAAGUUUUACAAAAUUAUGCUGGAAUUUUGAUGCCCAAUACAGAGCAACCAUUCCGACUGAACUGGGCAUCAUUUAGCACAGGAGACAAGGGUUCAGAUAAUGUUCCUGACCUUUCUAUUUUUGUAGGAGAUUUAGCUGCAGAUGUUACAGAUAGUUUGUUGCAUGACACUUUUGCUAGUGUGUUUCCUUCUGUUAAAGCUGCAAAAGUUGUUUUUGAUGCCAAUACUGGCCGUUCAAAGGGUUAUGGUUUCGUCAGGUUUGGCGAUGACAAUGAAAGAUCCCAGGCCAUGACUCAGAUGAAUGGUGUUUACUGUUCCAGCAGGCCUAUGCGUAUUGGUGCUGCAACUCCAAGGAAAUCAUCUGGCCAUCAACAGGGAGGCCAGUCAAAUGGUACAUCCAGCCAAUCUGAAGUAGAUUCUACAAACACAACUAUAUUUGUUGGAGGACUCGACCCUAAUGUUUCAGAUGAGGACCUUAGGCAGCCAUUCUCCCAGUACGGUGAGAUAGUCUCUGUUAAGAUACCUGUUGGAAAGGGAUGUGGUUUUGUCCAAUUCGCAAACAGAAAUAAUGCUGAAGAGGCAUUGCAGAAGCUAAACGGGACAACAAUUGGAAAACAGACUGUCCGUCUUUCUUGGGGCCGUAACCCUGCAAAUAAGCAGUUUCGAAUGGAUUUCGGCAACCCCUGGACUGGGGCAUAUUAUGGGACACCUAUUUAUGAUGGUUAUGGAUACGCAUUGCCUCCUCGUCAUGAUCCGAGCAUAUAUGCUGCUGCUUAUGGGGCUUACCCCUUUUAUGGAGCCCACCAACAACAAGUAAGCUGA